AACAAGCACGCCGAUUGGCUCGUGUUACCCGUCACUCAUGUGCAUGACUUGCGCUGUGAUUGGUGGAAGCGUGGAGGCCGUGGCCCCGCUGGUCUGACGGGGUAAAGAUGUCCACCGAGCUGGACGGGAAGAAGCUGGUGCGGUCCCCAAGCGGGCUCCGCAUGCUCCCGGAGAACCGCGCCUUCAGCAGCCCCUUCUGUCUGGAGGAACCACACUGGGUGCCGGAUAAAGAGUGCCCGCGGUGUAUGAAUUGUGACGCAAAGUUUGACUUCAUCACCAGGAAGCACCACUGCCGGCGAUGCGGGAAAUGCUUCUGCGACAAGUGCUGCAGCAAGAAGGUGCCUCUGCCGCGCAUGUGCUUCGUGGACCCGGUGCGGCAGUGCGGGGAGUGCUCGCUCGUUUCGCAGAAGGAGAUGGAGUUCUACGACCGGCAGCUGAAGGUGCUGAUGAACGGUGCCGCUUUCUCCAUCACCCGGGGGUCUGCGAAGUCAGAGGCCGUGGUCUGCCGACUUUCCAAUAACCACAGGUAUCUGUUUCUGGACGGCGAAAGCCAUUACGAAAUCGAAGUCGCGCGGAUUUCGGCGGUUCAGAUCCUGACGGAAGGAUUUACCCCUGGAGACGUUCACACUUACACCAGCCUGCUGGAGAGCCAGUUCAUUACCGAAGGCGGGAACAGUCGGGCCGUCGGCAUGCUGCUGCAGUACAAGAGCCCGGCUUCCGACGAUCUGACGCAGAUGAAGUUUACCACGAGCGACGACUCCAACAGCAACAAAAAGAUGGCGGCGGCGUGGCUGGCAGCGAUGCACAAGGCAGCGAAACUCCUGUACGAGUCCCGGGACCAGUGACCGAAGCCGCGCGCCGGCGGGGAGAGGCGACCGCUGCAAAGUUUUAUUUGUAACUGUCCUCGGACCGCGUCUGAUUCCUCCUUCCAUCCGGUAUCUCGAGCCGCCGCUGGAAUUUUUUUUUUUUUUUUUUAUAUAGCCAGAAUUAUCCUCCCGACUUGUGCAAUACGUAUACCGUCUAAUAACGCUUUAUUAUUACGCUCAAGCAAAGCCGCGCCGGCCCCGGUACGGCGGCUCAGAUAGCACAGAAUACCACAAGUUCACUUAUUCCUUUUGAGGAGUUUAUAUAGUAGAAUCUCAGGUUCAUUUUGGGGGAAAUAAAUUGCUAAAGCACUAUGUUAAAUGUUAAGCUUCUUGUUUGGGGGUGGUAGAGGGGUCAGCGAUACGUUAACCAUUCGCAGGCCACAAGUAGAAAUGUAAUGUGGUGACGGAUUGGGUCGUCGGACCGGCAGCAGUUUAAGGAGCCAGUAAGGGUUGACGGGGAAGUUUUGUAGGCAAUAGGGCACAUGAACUCUUUCUGUGCCAGAGGGGUGAGAAACACAUUGCUAAGCUCAGUCACUUUAUAUAACUUUAAUAUAUUCUUUGAGAGAUUUUACGUAUUGGUUCCGUAGGGAGCACUGCUUUAUUAAUCUAUAUUAUCUGGAGAUUUUGUACAGUCUAAUGUUUACCUAAUAAAAAGACGAAGUCCUCA
Spea bombifrons (plains spadefoot toad) is the source of this 1533-nucleotide messenger RNA. It is a transcript of the gene ZFYVE21, whose product is annotated as zinc finger FYVE-type containing 21. The transcript has 8 exons. Gene Ontology annotation, molecular function: metal ion binding. The coding region runs from base 108 to 845 and encodes 245 amino acids. The record is from RefSeq and is a predicted model, not a curated record. NCBI's taxonomy places the organism in Eukaryota, Metazoa, Chordata, Amphibia, Anura, Pelobatidae.